AUGGGGACUAUCAACUUCGAUAUCAACGAUGCGCUCAAGCACUACAUGUCAGAUCCUGCAACGAUUCCCACGCCGGAAGCAGAUGCCGCUCUAUUCGAUUGCGAGAAUGACCCGGAGGCGCUCACCAACCAGGUGAUCAAUCCUGUGCUGAAUCCUAUCAUCGACGCGGUCGCCGAUAACCCAGACGCCAUCCUGCGGGCUGUCAACAUCGAUUCAUUACAAUUUCUGCUCAAAUAUACCCCCUAUAUACCAGCUCACAUCCUAAGCAAGGUGUUCGACUUGGUAAUGAGUGGGCUGAGUGCAGAGGCGGAUGCGGUACACAACGACAUCGAAUCACCGGAAGAGCAAGAAUCCGUGGCGCAUCACAAGCAACUACUCGAGCUAUACGGAUUCCUUAUUCAGUGGACCAUUGCCGCCGUUGAAACGAAAGCAGCCGAAAAGUCGUCUGCAGCGCCAGCUUCGAGAGGGCGAGGGAAGCCGAAGAAGGCAUCACAAAGAGAGGACGCCUGGGAUUCAGCAUCACAACUUCAGGUCGCGCUUGAAAUUAUGUGCAAAACUCUCAAAUUGAAAUUGUCCAAAAUCUUCAUGACAACGAGCGAGCGGGAUACCUUCAUUGGUCUGCUCACCCGACCGGUCUAUAUGAUUCUAGAAAAUGAGCAACGUGUCAAGACAACAACCAUCAGGAUGCACUGUUUCAAAGUACUGUGCAUUGCGGUCAAGCAUCACGGCCAUGGCUACGCCGCGCAAGUCAACAUCAUUCAGAACUUGACGUACUUUGAGCAUUUGUCCGAACCAAUGGCAGAAUUCCUUCAUAUCCUGGCCGAAACUUACGACUAUCCACAGCUAACCGACGAAGUCUUGCGCGAGAUAAGUAACAAGGAAUUCAACGCCAACGACACUAGAGGACCAAAGUCAGUCUCUGCAUUCAUCGCCAAAUUAUCGGAGCUUGCUCCAAGGCUGGUAAUUAAGCAGAUGACAAUGCUAGCUAAGCAGCUAGAUAGCGAAUCAUAUACUCUGCGAUGCUCUUUGAUCGAGGUGUGCGGUAACAUGAUUGCCUACCUGAGUAGGCAAGAUGAGCGAAGCGAUAAUCACAAGUCCCAGCUUAAUGCCUUCUUUGACGUCCUUGAGGAGCGCUUCCUCGACAUUAAUCCAUACGCAAGAUGCCGUACCCUCCAGGUAUAUGUGAGACUUUGCGAACUUGAGCAGAAAUUUCCCAAGCGGCGACAAAAGGCUGCCGAGCUUGCCUGCAGAAGUCUUGAAGACAAGAGCAGCAAUGUGAGGCGCAACGCGAUCAAGCUCUUGGGAACCCUUAUCAAGACUCACCCAUUCACUGUCAUGCACGGCGCUCAACUCUCGCGAAAGGAGUGGCAAGCUCGUUACGACAAGGUUGAGGAAGAACUCAAUGCGUUGAAGCCUCCCCCUGACAUUGCUGGCUUGGCGGAUGCUACAGUCGACAACAGCCUUCUCGAUGAGGCCACUCAAGUAGCGUCGCCAGAAAAGCCCCGGGAAAUGACGGAUCAGGAGAAGUUUGAGGCGGUCCAAAAGGCACGAGAGGAAGCGGCUACGAGUGAGGCGAUUGAAAAGCUCACUCUCACCAAACGAUAUUACAACGAGGCCAUCAAAUUCAUCGACGUCUUGCACAAUGCAACUGAGAUCAUCUGCCAGCUUCUUGGAUCUCGGAACAAGAGCGAGGUCAUCGAAGCCAUUGAUUAUUUCGAAAUUGGCGACGCCUACAACAUUGAACAGAACAAGGUCGGUAUUCGCCGUAUGCUACGAUUGAUCUGGACCAAGGGCAACAGCGACGAGGGCAAAGGCGUGCAAACCCAUCUCAUCGAGUGCUACAAGAGAUUGUUCUUCGAAGCGCCGGACUCGUUCAGCCCGAACGAUGCGGCCAACUACAUUGCGCGCAACAUGAUCAGCUUGACGUUUGGGGCUACCCCUGCUGAACUUACUUCACUGGAGCAGCUGCUUGCCACCAUGAUGAAGAGUGGUGCUAUUCAUGAAAUCGUUGUCGCUAAGUUGUGGCAGGUGUAUGGCGUCCAGAAACGAGAAAUCUCCAAGACUCAGAGACGAGGUGCCAUCAUCGUACUGGGGAUGCUUGCAACUGCCAUCCCUGAGAUAGCCGUUGGUGAGAUCGAAACUAUGCUGCGGACCGGUCUGGGAGCCCAUGGGCGGAACGAUUUGCAGCUUGCAAAGUAUACCUGCAUUGCUCUAAGACGGAUCAAUCCCACAGGCAGGCAGGCCAAGGAAUCAAACUCCAAGUUUGCGCGACUUCCGAACGACCACGCGGUCUGCUCAAGGCUAGCAGCCAUAACCGACAUACCUUCAGACACCAAAGAAUGGUACGGUGUUGCAGAACAGGCCAUCAACGCAAUAUACGCCCUCUCUAAGCAUCCAGACAUUCUUUGCUCAGCUAUAAUCCGGCGAAAGGCCAAGGGAGUUUUUAGCCGUCCUAGUUCAAGACCAACGUCGCGGGAUGAGAACAUGACACCACCUGACAUGGUGGACCUGACCUCUGAGAACCCCGUGCCGGCAUCAUCACCACCGAAGACUGCGAAGCGCGAUAAUGCCAUUGCCCUUUCUCAGCUCCUCUUCAUUGUCGGCCACGUGGCUAUCAAACAAAUCGUACACCUCGAACUCUGCGAAUUGGAUUUCAAGCGCAGAAAGCAGGAGAAGGAGAAGGAGAAGCCGGCGAAGGCGGACAAAGACAAGGAGGACGCAGACGAGCUGGAUCUCAUCGGCGGCACCACUGAGGAUGAUUUCACGGAGGCCAUGGCGCACAUCCGGGAGCGCGAGCUUCUGUACGGGCCGACUUCGCUGCUUGCAACGUUUGGGCCCCUUGUGUCGGAGAUUUGCGCAAACAACACCACAUAUGCAGACAAGGGGCUACAGGCGGCAGCCACGUUGUGCCUUGCAAAGCUCAUGUGCGUGUCAUCUGAGUACUGCGAGACAAAUCUCCCCCUUCUCAUCACAAUCAUGGAACGAUCCCCUGAUGCCACGGUCCGAUCAAAUGCCGUCAUUGCACUGGGCGACAUGGCCGUCUGUUUCAACCAUCUAAUAGACGAAAACACAGACUUUUUGUAUAGACGUCUUGCAGAUACGGACGUGUCAGUGAAGCGGACCUGCUUAAUGACGCUGACAUUCUUGAUUUUGGCUGGUCAGGUCAAGGUCAAGGGGCAGCUGGGCGAGAUGGCCAAAUGCAUGGAGGAUGAGGACAGACGUAUUGCUGACCUUGCGAAAAUGUUCUUUACGGAGCUGAGCACCAAGGAUAACGCGGUCUACAACCACUUUGUGGACAUGUUUAGUUUACUCAGCGCCGGCAACAUGGAGGAGGAGAGCUUCAAGCGUAUCAUCCGCUUCCUCCUUGGGUUUGUUGAAAAGGACAAACACGCCAAGCAGCUGUCGGAAAAGCUCGCUGCCAGACUUGCCCGCUGCGAGACGGAGCGGCAAUGGAACGACGUCGCGUUUGCCUUGGGCUUGCUGCAACACAAGAACGAGGAGAUUACAAAAUUGGUUUCGGAGGGUUUCAAGGUGGUGCAAGCUGCCGCUUGA
Messenger RNA from Trichoderma harzianum CBS 226.95, 3552 nucleotides. RefSeq lists its product as hypothetical. Bases 1 to 3552 code for a protein of 1183 amino acids. The record is from RefSeq and is a predicted model, not a curated record. Gene Ontology annotation, cellular component: nucleus; condensed chromosome, centromeric region. Gene Ontology annotation, molecular function: histone binding. Gene Ontology annotation, biological process: mitotic cell cycle; mitotic chromosome condensation; meiotic chromosome condensation. Lineage: Eukaryota; Fungi; Ascomycota; Sordariomycetes; Hypocreales; Hypocreaceae. The transcript is spliced from 5 exons.